This is a messenger RNA of Mangifera indica (mango), 1860 nucleotides long. RefSeq names its product F-box protein At3g07870-like. The record is from RefSeq and is a predicted model, not a curated record. NCBI's taxonomy places the organism in Eukaryota, Viridiplantae, Streptophyta, Magnoliopsida, Sapindales, Anacardiaceae. Gene Ontology annotation, molecular function: protein binding. The coding region runs from base 154 to 1410 and encodes 418 amino acids. The transcript has 2 exons.
UUUUUUUGUGGGUUUAUUCAUUUAAUUCCACCUUAUUAAAGUCUACCGUGUAAAUGUUUUCCUUCAACCCCUUUUAUUUUCCUUCUCCAAACUGACUACUAUUACUUCUUUGAUUUUGUGCCUCCUUGUUACUCAAUUCAUCAGCCUCUAGCCAUGGAGUUGGAUUAUUCUGAGGAAAUAUCAUUUAAAAAAAGAAGAAAGCUUGAAGAUGAUCCUCCACAAGCAACAACUGGGAUGGAAAUUCUGCCGCGAGAUGUGGUUCUUGAUAUACUUUCAAGGCUUCCAAUUACAUCUUUGGUACAAUUCAAGUUUGUCUGCAAAAGUUGGCUUGCCCUGGUUCAAGAUCCACUUAUUGCAAAUCUUCAACUUUCAACCAAACCCCAUCAUGCAAACAACAAUCCAUGUCUCAUCCUUCACUGUGACUUCCCCAUCAGGAACCAACUUUACUUCAUAGAAUUUUCUGGUCACAAAGAGGAUGAAAAAUCCAAGGUAAGAAGGUUUCAUUUGCCUUUCCAAGCUAAGAUGUCUGAGUAUGAUGUAGUUGGUUCAUGUAAUGGCUUACUUGCCUUGUCUGAUUCAUUAUACAAUGAUGCAUUCUAUAUAUACAAUCCUUUCACCAGGGAUUAUAUUGAGUUGCCUAAAUCUAUGCAAUACCCUGAUCAAGAAGUUAUCUUUGGAUUUGGAUUCCAUCCUGUGACCAAACAAUACAAGGUGAUUAAAAUAGUUUAUUAUAGAAAUAACUGUAGUAAUAGCAACUACCAUCGACGUACCCGGAGAGUCACUUACCCAAGGUCAGAAGUUCAAGUUUAUACUCUAGGAAGCCCUGCCUGGAGAAGUCUUGGAAAGUUAUUACAUCAAUUUGUACGGCGGCCAUCGGAGGCUUUGGUGAACGGGAGACUUCAUUGGGUCACUAGACCUCGUAGACAUGACCCGGCUCGUAGAAUUGUCUCAUUUGACUUAGCGGAUGAGGAGUUCCGGGAGGUUCCCAAGCCUGAUUGUGGUGGGCUGAACAGGUGUAACUUUCACCUGGCAGUUCUUGGAGGGUGUCUCUCUGCAGCAGUUUAUGGCAAUUAUGGGAAAUUGGAGAUCUGGGUUAUGAAAGAUUAUAAAAAGAAUGAAUCCUGGAUUAAGGAGUUCAACAUUGGAGCUUACAUCCCAAAGGUACUCAAACAAAAUAUUGAUAGAACUUUCAGGAUUUUGAAGAAUCCUUCCAAUGGAAGAGUUGUUAGAGUUGUGUGCGCUUUAGCCAAUGGACAGAUCUUGUUAGAGUAUAAGAACAGAGUUUUGGUUUCUUAUGAACCAAAGGGCGGAAAAUUUAAGGAUCUCAUGUUUCAGAGUCUACCAAAUUGGUUCCACACCAUUGUUCAUCAGGGAAGCUUCAACUGGAUCGAUAACCCUCUUGAUACUUAACGUGCAGAAACAAAGAAGUUUUGGUGCUUCUUUUCCGCUUUGUAUAUCUGGAAGAAAGUACUUGAGGAAGAGGUGAAGAGAGUUUAAUGAUGACCAUGAAGUGCUGCAGAUCCCAGAAACUGAGAGAGUAAGCUGUAGAUAUGAGCAACUGGGCAGGUCCCUUCGUUGCUAGUAAUGACACUGCCGCCACGUACACUUCAUCUCUGCCUCUUGUUACGCCUGCUGCAUGGUGAACAGCCAUGUCCAUUCGCUUUUCAAUCCCAAGUUCAACCAUUGAGUUCUGAUAUAUAUAGGCCUAAUGAUGAAUCAAUCCAAAAACAAAAGGGAGGCCUAUUACAUUAUUAUUGUCUGGACUCUACUCUAUUGAACUGAAAACCAAUAUCAUUAUAUAAUCAGUCAAGUUUAUCUCAAAUCGGACUGAGUUUCAAUUCGAAGAUAAAGUUGUUCCAA